Messenger RNA from Miscanthus lutarioriparius, 711 nucleotides. NCBI's taxonomy places the organism in Eukaryota, Viridiplantae, Streptophyta, Magnoliopsida, Poales, Poaceae. The record is from the annotation of a GenBank genome assembly.
AUGUCGCUGGCAGGUGGUGGUUGGAGUCGGCGGGGUGGCGGCGGCAGCAGGUUCGAGUUGCCGCCGCAGCAGCCUCCCGUGGUGGUGGACGUCGGCUGCAACUGCCGCGCGCCAAGGCUGCUCAGCUCCCUCAUCUCCUCGCUCAAGUCCCACGCGCGCGGCGGUGUCGGCAAGCCCAAGUCGUCUACGCACGCCUCCUCGUCGUCUUUCUGGUCGUCCUCGGCCACCACGGGCUUCAUCACGUCGUCCACCUCCAUCGCCACCGCCGCCACGACGACCUUCUCAUCGCUGGACCACCACCACCCGUCGUGGGGCCUAGCGACGUACGCCGCAAACGCCAACGCCAACGCCGUCUACGAGGUCGACGUCGACGACGCCGAACACGCAACUCGUCAGAGGCGGCGUCGGCGGCGGCGCCGGCAGCGGAGGAGGAGCACGUGCGGGAGGGCGGUGGCGCCUGCUGCAGCGCUGGGGAAGGAGACGGCGGUGGCGGUGGAGGUGGAGUCCGCGGCGCCGUACGAGGACUUCCGCGAGUCGAUGGUGGAGAUGGUGACGGAGAAGGAGAUGUACGCGUGGGAGGACCUGAACGCGUUGCUGCAGCAGUUUCUGGCACUCAACUCGCCGCGCCACCACCCGCUCAUCCUCACCGCCUUCGCCGACCUCUGGGCACCCCGCGGAGGACCCUUCUGCCCUCCGUCCCCGUGCCUCUGA